AAAAAAAUUAAUUAGCUUAAUUUAAUAUUAUUUUAAACAAAAAUGAUAACUGUAGAGACAUGAAUGUGUUAGUUGGGAUGAAAUCAAUUCACAAGGUAUAUACAUGUGAAAACUUCCAUUUGCAACUUUAAGUAUAAAAAUUAUGUUUCAAUACUAUCCCCAUAGGGCUGUUAACAAAUAAAGCAAUGCACCAUGUUUGUGUAGUUGAAUGUUCUAAAGCAGAAUUAUAACAAGAGUUACAGUUAUGUUUUCUUUACAUUCACGGUUUAGGUUUGAAAACAUUACAAUGCUUUCUAAAUUUGCAGGGUAAAAUUGAGUACGCGAUGACAUCUGAAGAGACAAUUUCCUGAGUCUCUCUCUCGCAGAAAAUGAUCACAGUUUAGCAUUACAAUUCUAUCUUUCUGCUUUCUGUAGUCUGACCAGCAUCAAUCUGUGCGUUCGCUGUUUCUGUCACCCGCUAAAAUGAUUCUUAUAACUCUCCCAAGGUAACAUAAGUGGGUACUCAGUAUCAGAAAUGUCUGUGCUUUCAGUUUCAGAGAUUAACUCUGUAAUAAAUUCUGCUGACUGAUGCAUUGUCCACUGUUUUGAAGUGAUCUCUGACAUAAAAAAGAAAAUAAGCACCUGCCUGCCACCCAGAUUUCCCCAAGCUGGGAGUCCCACAUUGGCUCCCUUACGUUCUCGUUUUAACCUGAAAAUACAAGACUGCACUAAGUGGCUGACAGGUUCGUUUUUCUAUGGCUAGGCAAAGUUGGCACAGUUUCAAAUUAUCAAACUUCAGAAGCCACUUAAAUCCAGGGUACAUUGCAUCAUUGGGUUUGUGGAGAACGCAGAGCCCUUAAUCUGAGAGCAGUCUUACAGAUAUAAACCUUUCCUUCUUGAACGGGUUCUUUUUCUAGAAAUGAAUUGCACUGUUUGGCGAUUCUGACUAUUCCCUCUGUGUGUCAUCCCACUCAGGAGCAAGUGCCUGUUGACUUACAUUAUGACUGUCCACUGGAGACACUUAUUACCGUCUUACUCAGGGAAAACCGCCAAGGAAGCCUAGCAAAAACACGUUCUGUUUUCAAGUGCAUCCCUAGGAUGCUUGUUGCUGGUGUCUCUGCAAACACUUCAAUAGCAAGCUGGCAUACAGGCAUUUUAUUUCAUUCAAUGAGAAGCAGUCAGAUAGACUUUAGGGAAUACCAGAUUGUGAAAUUUUAGAAAUAAACCUUUUGGUGUCUUUCAGAUGCAGACUUCCCUUCAUAUCCUCUUCACCUGUGCAACAAUUCUUUGCACCUUACACGUCAGCAACAGACAAAGAUUUAAACUAUUUUCUUCUCAGUACCCUUUUCAAUAAUCAAAAAAUGAAUAAGAAUUUGUGUUGGGGCACUUUGCAAGGACAAUCCCUCACUGAAAUUAGAAGCAGCACAAGAGGGAUACAUAUAAUUUAACAUAACCAAUAAAAUGUUAGCUCAUUACUUCCUACUUUACUCUGUUCUCUCUUUCUCAAGAGUUUAGUUUUUAGAGAUUCCUAAAUUCUAAUUGACUUCUAACAUCUUGCUUAGAGCAACCAAACACUGCAAAGUGUGGUCUUUUCACAAUUAGAAAUAAUCCAAUCCAAAUGCUUUCUUCAUUGUUUCUGAUGGCUUGUUUAAUCACAUCACAACCCAAAGUCAAAUUAACUCCAUCCACAUUUCACAUCAUUCAAGCACCAUAAAGAUUUUUAAGUAUAGCUCUAGUUGCUUCACAUUCUCUCUCAGGCUCUUUAAAUUUCCAAGAAAUCCUGUUACCUCCUUUUCUUUAAUCUUCUUAACCUUUCCCAGGGCAGGGGAAGAAGAAACAAGGCAUACCUGUGUGUGUUGCAGUAGGGGGUGAAGAGGGGAGGGAUGAUUAGAAUUUAGGUGAUCAUUAUCAAUUCUUUGUCAUGGAGUAGGAACAAUAACAUAGAUUUUCAUUCAAUUUUCACAAAUAUCUUCUGAAAAGUACCUUGUGUACUUUGAAGAGAUGCUUUCUGAAGCUCAAAGAAGUGAAAAGUUGUGGUUUGGAGGAGAUCCCAAGCUAGGAUUUGAACCCAUGUCUUCUGACCUUUAGAAAUCCUCUGUUUUCCAUCACACCACUUCUCUGGGGCUUAAGUCUUUUUUGUUCUUUAAAACCUCUGAACCUGGACAUUUGCAGUUUUAUCAACUAAGCAGAAAAAGUAAUGCUGUUCUCUUAAUGUUUGCAAUGAUUGAAGAUCUUGCAUAAUUUCUAAUAUGUCUGCCAAGGGACCAUUGGAAUAGCCAUUCAAUUUAGAUAAACUCCUACACUUGUUUACUACAGUACUUUAAAUGAGGAUGCUCGAUGUUCUUAAUCGGCGAAUGUGGGUGACUUCGUGCUGGGAGAAAGUACUGAACUUGUCUGAGCCGUUCACAUCAAUUUUGAAUACAGCCAAUCAGGCCUGAAUUCCCUGUUAUCCAAAGCUAUGUACAUUGCACAUCAUUUAAAUUUAUUCUGGAGUAAUAAGAGGUGAGAAGUUCGCAUGUGUGUUAGUUCUCCUGACACUAGCAAAGGGGAUUGGAAAGGCAUUGCAGUUCCUAUUCAUCUUAACAAAUAUAAUGCUGACCUUCCAAGAGAAGUUCUAUCUAAUAUAAACUCUCCCUGCCUUGAGUAUUUGGGGUAAGGCGUUAGAGGGCAUCACUCAAGCUAAAUCUCACGGCUACCACUGGACUAUGGAUUACUGAUGAAUGAGCCAGCAGUUGAAUGUUUAGCAGGCUGUGACGACUUUGCACAGAAAUAUGAAAAUUUAUUGCCAGCUUGCCACAUCAGCGCUUGCCCUGCCUGUUUCUGCUCAUUCCCUCCUGAUGUUACUCCCACUCCAUCUGACAGUCAGAGCCCUUCUCGCCCCCCAGGCUCCCCUCCCCCGCAGAGAAAUGAUGGUCUAAACUGUCACGGAGUCCUGGCCGUCAUUUUUCAAGAGCUCAGUCUUUUUCUUUCUUUCUUUCUUAAUGAUGAUUAUUAAUUGCAUCGCUUCCCGCAUGACCUUGCUGAAGGGGCUAAAAGGGUGUCCAUCCCUGGUACUGUAGAAUUGGUGUAGCCCCCAAAGUAUGCACGAUGCGAGGUGGGGGGAGUGGAGGAAGUGAAAAUUUAAAAAAAUAAAAAAAUAAAAAGCAGGAGAGAAAGCGAGCGAGAGGAGGAAGGAGGAGAGACAGGGCGAGCAGAGCAUCAGGCAGACAGGCGCCGCCAGCCAAUCAGAGGCGCGCUCCGGAGCUGCAGAGACCCAGCCUGGGAGCCCAGGGCUCGAGGUGCGCGGAGCCCAGUCUGGGCUCUCCGAGGACCGCGAGCAGCCGUGUGCAGAGCUCUGGGGAAGUCCCCUGCUUGCUUCUCAUACAUUAAGUUCCUUCCCACCAGUUAGGGCAAGUCAGCCAAGGUAGAAAAUGGUUGCCUAUGUUCACCUACUGUGAAGGGUUGGAAUCAGACAACUACAGCUUUGAUUCUCCAAGUAUUUCAGGAUGUAAAUAUGGUCUGACCUUUCCCUGAAGGGCGGUGAAAUCAUGGACACGCUAGACAAUUUACUUUGGACUGUCCUUCCAAAAGAUGUUCUAGCUUCUCUCUUGAAUGCUCAUUAAGCAUUUGUAGCUGACAAGGAAAAGAGGGAAAACUGUGAACUGGAAAGUUAUCUUACAAUGAGAAUUACGAGCACUUCUUGCAUCUGUCCAGUCCUAGUGUGUCUCUGUUUUGUGCAGAGGUGUUAUGGAACUGCUCACCACAGCUCCAUCAAGGUGACCAGAAACCAAACAAAACACAUUGAAGGUGAAACCGAAGUCCACCAUCGCCCCAAAAGGGGAUGGGUAUGGAAUCAGUUCUUUGUUUUAGAAGAACACAUGGGACCAGAUCCACAGUAUGUUGGCAAGCUGCACUCCAAUUCUGACAAAGGUGAUGGAUCUGUCAAGUACAUACUUACUGGAGAAGGUGCUGGGACCAUAUUUAUUAUUGAUGAUACCACGGGCGACAUCCACUCAACAAAAAGCCUGGACAGAGAGCAGAAGACCCACUAUGUGCUUCACGCGCAGGCUAUUGACAGAAGGACAAACAAACCUCUGGAACCUGAAUCUGAGUUCAUCAUCAAAGUACAAGACAUCAACGACAAUGCUCCAAAGUUCACAGAUGGACCAUACAUCGUUACUGUGCCUGAAAUGUCAGAUAUGGGUACCUCUGUUCUACAGGUGACAGCUACUGAUGCAGAUGACCCCACCUAUGGAAAUAGUGCUCGAGUGGUAUACAGUAUUCUCCAGGGGCAGCCAUACUUCUCGGUAGAUCCUAAAACAGGAGUCAUUAGAACUGCCUUACAUAACAUGGACAGAGAAGCCAGAGAACACUACUCAGUGGUGAUUCAAGCCAAAGACAUGGCUGGACAAGUUGGAGGGCUUUCAGGGUCAACUACUGUCAACAUCACUCUGACCGACGUCAAUGACAAUCCACCACGGUUUCCUCAGAAGCACUAUCAACUGUAUGUUCCUGAGUCAGCUCAAGUUGGUUCAGCUGUUGGGAAAAUCAAGGCCAAUGAUGCCGACACAGGCUCAAAUGCUGACAUGACAUAUUCCAUCAUAAACGGUGAUGGUGUUGGAGUUUUCUCCAUCUCCACUGACAAAGAGACCAGAGAAGGGAUCCUUUCCUUAAAGAAGCCAUUGAACUAUGAGAAAAAGAAAUCAUACACCCUCAACAUAGAAGGAGCAAACACACAUCUUGACUUUCGCUUUUCUCACUUGGGUCCUUUUAAAGAUGCCACCGUGCUGAAGAUAAUCGUUGGGGAUGUUGACGAAGCGCCACUAUUUUCCAUGCCUUCCUAUGUCAUGGAAGUCUAUGAAAAUGCCAAGAUUGGAACUACUGUUGGCACAGUGUUGGCUCAAGAUCCUGACAGUGCUAAUAGCCUAGUAAGGUACUUCAUCAACUAUGAUACUGAAGAUGACAGAUUUUUUAACAUUGAUGCCAAUACUGGAACCAUUAAGACUACAAAAGUUCUUGACAGAGAGGAAACUCCAUGGUACAACAUCACAGUUGCUGCCUCAGAAAACGACAAUCCUGGUUUGCUGAGCCAUGUCACUGUGGGUAUUAGAGUUCUGGAUGUCAAUGACAAUCCACCCGAACUUGCCAGGGAAUAUGAUAUUGUUGUCUGUGAAAAUGCUAAGCCCGGCCAGGUUAUUCAUACCAUCAGUGCCACCGAUAAAGAUGACUUUGCCAAUGGACCAAGGUUUAACUUCUUUCUUGAUGAGCACCUGCCUGUAAACCCAAACUUCACCCUUAAGGACAAUGAAGAUAACACAGCCAGCAUUCUGACAAGGCGGAGGAGAUUUAGUCGCACUGUUCAGGAUGUGUAUUAUCUGCCCAUUAUGAUCUCUGAUGGUGGAAUCCCCUCUCUCAGCAGCAGCAGCACCCUCACCAUCAGGGUUUGUGCAUGCGAGAGAGAUGGGCGCGUGCGGACCUGCCAUGCGGAAGCCUUCCUCUCCUCGGCUGGUCUGAGUACAGGAGCCUUAAUUGCUAUUCUUCUCUGUGUUGUCAUUCUCCUGGCUAUUGUAGUGCUUUUCAUCACCCUGAGGCGCGGCAAGAAAGAGCCCCUGAUCAUCUCAGAGGAGGACGUGCGGGAGAACGUGGUCACCUACGACGACGAGGGGGGUGGGGAGGAGGACACGGAGGCCUUCGACAUCACAGCCUUGAGGAACCCGUCGGCCGCCGAGGAGCUCAAGUACCGCAGGGACAUCCGCCCUGAGGUGACGCUCACCCCCAGGCACCAGACGACGUCCGCCCUGGAGAGUAUAGACGUCCAGGAGUUUCUGAAGCAAAGACUGGCAGAAGCAGACCUGGACCCCAGCGUGCCCCCUUAUGACUCGCUUCAGACUUACGCCUACGAGGGCCAGAGAUCCGAAGCCGGGUCUAUCAGCUCGCUGGACUCAGCCACGACACAGUCGGACCAGGAUUAUCACUACCUUGGAGACUGGGGACCCGAGUUUAGAAAGUUAGCUGAACUCUAUGGAGAAAUAGAAUCUGAAAGAACAACUUAGGGGGUCGAUUCUUGCAGCCUGUAGAAUUUGCUUCCUGAACAAGCGGAAAUAGAACCUCAGCAGUGAGGAGGACGAAGCCUGGAUACAGUACUGGAACUGAGCAAGGUGUACACAGCUCCUGUGGAAACAAGUGCCCUUUCUAUGAUCAAAACUGGGUUCUUUAAUUGGAAGAAAGCAACUCUAACAAAACAAAAACCAUACAGAGAAAAAAAGCUAUUGUUCCUUGUGUAUAUUUUCAAUUGCUCAAUAAAGUAUGUGGUACUGUUUAAUUAAGAAUAUCUGAAUUAAGCCAAACAAUGAAGUUUGUUUCAAUAUUUUGUGAUUUCUUUUUCAAAAGAAAAACUAAGCAAAAAGACUUAAAAAUCACUAAAGAUAUGAAUUAGAGGGGUAGUGAACUGACCCUUUUCCCACUUUUCCGGGUGGACCCUUGAGACUCACAUGCUGUAAUUGUGACCAACUUCAUUAGCCUUCUCUUGUGUAGAAACAACCUGAGGUAUUCCCAACAUGAGGCCACCUGUCGUGGACUAAUAUGUACCAUUUCCCUCUGCCCUCCCCACUUCUUCUCUCCAUACAAAGUUGAUGGAGCAUGGGGAUUUGCUGCCUGCACUAUACUGUAUGCAACUUCGGUGCACCAGCUGUGCACCACACUGAGCACAGGACAAUUGCCUCUGUCCCUUCCACUCCCACCCCCAUUUAUUUGAACUAAAAACCCACUUUUAAUUUUUUUUUUCAGAUGAAGAUAACGAAUGGUUGAAGGUAUACUCCAACAAUCACACAAAAAGGGAUAAAUUUAGUUUAAAGAAUAGCUACAGAUAUUCUCCUAUACAAAAUACCUGGGAACUCUAUUCCAUCAUUUUUUUUGCUUUCGUUCAUUUAAAUCAGUAUUUUUGAUCAUUCCUGCACCAAAAGUUAGUUGUCAGAAAUUUUACUGAUUGGUUAAUAUUUCAAUGUAAUUCACUUACUUUCAUCAAAAAUAUGAUAUAAAAUAAGCACCUUACACACUUACAAUGUCUGAAAAUCCAAUUAAUUCAACUUUGUAGACAUGUCAUUGACUUGCUUCUAUUCUUUACACAUAGCCAGACUUUCUUCUAACAGAUGAAUCUUUACAUGUUUGGUAUCCACAGGAAAAUGUGUAGGACUCAGAGCAAAAUAAUAGGUGAUUCACACUUGUUGUCCUUGGACAUAUCUCUGAAAGUCUUUAAGUUUUGGGUAUAAAACUUCAAAGUAGAAAUGGCAAUGACUUCCCUGCCUACCUCACAGGGCUGUUGUGAGGAUCAAAUAAGCAUCUGUAAAAAUGCUUUGCCAAAUGCAAAGUAUUCUAUUACAUAAAGGUUUGCUGAUACCUAAUUUUUUUAAAUUCCAUUAGCUUAUAAAUAUAUAUAUUUACAUAUAUUCUACAUAAAAUAUUAUAUUAUCAUAAAAGAGUUUUAAAAACCAUCAACAAUGAAGCUACUGUUUAAGUACAUGAUAUGCACAAGUUAUUUUAUAUUUUCCUAAGCAAGCUAAUUUUCUUAGAAUUUCUUGGGACUUCUAUUUUCCAAAUUGCUUUAGAUUAUAUUUUGUUGUUAAUGCUAUUGAUCUUGAAAUGAGAAUGCAUAGGAAAAUAGUUCUAUUCUUCAAAAAUGACCACAUCUAUGUAUUUCAGGUAAACUGGGAUUUUAAAAUCCACAAAAUAUAAUUAUUUGAAGGAGUAGUUUUUGCUUUCAAAAAUUUUUCAUAAUCUAGUGUCCCCAAAAGCUAUAUGGCAUUUUCUGUCUGAUUCUGGCCAUGUGCAAAAUUUUGGAUCUUGCCUCUGUUUGCAACUGCCCUGUGAUAUCAUAUAACAAAUUUGAGGUACGGGAAGUGAAUAAGUUGAAUUUGAAUAAUUCUUGAUUUGUAUUUUAAGCCUGAGGAAUAAAGUGUACCUGAAGCUUUUUACAACA
Oryctolagus cuniculus (rabbit) is the source of this 7933-nucleotide messenger RNA. RefSeq names its product cadherin 18 (gene CDH18). NCBI's taxonomy places the organism in Eukaryota, Metazoa, Chordata, Mammalia, Lagomorpha, Leporidae. Gene Ontology annotation, cellular component: adherens junction; plasma membrane; catenin complex. The record is from RefSeq and is a predicted model, not a curated record. Gene Ontology annotation, molecular function: cadherin binding; beta-catenin binding; calcium ion binding. Gene Ontology annotation, biological process: homophilic cell-cell adhesion; adherens junction organization; cell migration.